AUGGAGAAACCAGCAGACGCAAGACAUACAGUGAACACAGCAGCUGCUGCUGCUGCCAUCGCCAAGCAUGCCAAGGACGAAGCAUCACCAUCACCCACAGCGACGCCGGCGAAGAAGCCUCGCGUCGGCGCUUCUCCUCACGCCGGGUCCUCUCCUGCUGAAGUAGCAGCUUCGCCGGGCUCAGCGCCAUUCGUCGCAGAUUUGGUUCCCGAUGAGACGAUCGAAGCCGACGACGAUGCGGCCAGCGACGACGGCUACGAGACCGAUUCAGCGUCGCGAGCCUCAACAUCAAUCUGCAGUACUGUGCGCGACUACGAAUUCGAGAACAACAGGCGCUAUCACCGGUUCCAAGAAGGGCGAUAUCAAUUCCCAAACGAUGAGCCAGAGCAGGAGAGGGAGGACAUGAAGCACGCCAUGAUAGUGCAUCUCUGUCAGGGGAAGCUUCAUUAUGCGCCGCUGGAAAAUCCGCAAAAGAUUCUGGAUGUAGGGACAGGGACGGGUAUUUGGGCCAUUGAUAUGGGAGACGAAUACCCAGAAGCAGAGAUUCAGGGCAUUGAUUUGAGUCCAAUCCAGCCGCAAUGGGUGCCGCCGAACGUCUCCUUCAUGGUUGAUGAUGCCGAGGCAGACUGGUUGAUCCCCCCUGAGUCUCUAGACUAUAUUCACAUUCGGCAUAUGACCUCGUCAAUACGAGACUGGCCUACACUAUUAUCACGAGCAUAUCGAGCCUUAAAGCCUGGUGGGUGGAUCGAGCUGCAAGAACUAAAAUUCCAAGUCAAAUGCGACGACGGAACGGUCCGCGAGGGCAACAAAAUCCAGCAUUUUUACGAAACCAUGGAGAGCGCACUCGGCCAUUUCAACGUCGAUCUGCUCGCUAUGCGACACAACAAAAAGAACGUCACCGAUGCGGGUUUUGUCGAUGUCACUGAGAUACCCUUCAAGAUCCCGAUCGGCACGUGGCCGAAAGACCCCCGGCUGAAAAUGGUUGGGCUCUACAACAGGAGCAUGAUUCAAGAUGCGCUGUAUGGAGUUGCCGUGAGGCCAUUUACGCGGGGGCUCAAGUGGACACUGGAGGAGCUGGAGGUCUAUCUAGUGGAUGUCCGCAAGGAAUUAACAGACAACAGCCAACACGGUUACAUGCCAUUUAAUGUUGUCAUAGGGCAAAAACCAAGAUAA
Molecule: messenger RNA, 1173 nt
Organism: Trichoderma asperellum CBS 433.97
Lineage: Eukaryota; Fungi; Ascomycota; Sordariomycetes; Hypocreales; Hypocreaceae
Molecular function (GO): methyltransferase activity
Source: RefSeq, a predicted model, not a curated record